Messenger RNA from Carya illinoinensis, 980 nucleotides. RefSeq names its product calcium-binding protein CML38-like. Bases 461 to 865 code for a protein of 134 amino acids. The record is from RefSeq and is a predicted model, not a curated record. The transcript has a single exon. NCBI's taxonomy places the organism in Eukaryota, Viridiplantae, Streptophyta, Magnoliopsida, Fagales, Juglandaceae. Gene Ontology annotation, molecular function: calcium ion binding.
AUGUAUAUAUGAUUGGAUUUUUCAUAAGGUUGGUAUGGGAGCACAUGAACUAUGAAGAUUUAAGGAAAUUGGUAAGUUUUUGUGGAAUAAACUGCGCUGUAAGUCCUUAAACGAGGAUUCCAAUUUACUUCCUUUGUCGACGCCGUGAAUGCCAAGUCGUCGGCGGUCUUUACCCACCCAUUUUUACGAAAAUAGCCCGAAGUUUCAAUGGAAAAUUUCAAAAUACCUCUCGUCUCAUAUUCUACUCGGUCUACCCACGACACGCGGCAUUGAAAAUGUAUAUAAAAGCAUGGCUUCAGAAAGGAUACAUAUUCAGAAGCUCAUUCCCCAGGUACUUUGUUUCGAGUUCUUGCUCUUCCUAAUCUCUUCUUCUCCUCCUCCUUGAUUUCACUUUUACGUCGAAGACAUUUAGAAAGACUUGUUAGCAUCUUCGUCGCAUAUAAACUUGCAUCGUUAAAGCAUGGAAAAUGUGUUCAAUCACUUUGACGAAAACAGAGACGGGAGGAUUUCACCCUCCGAGCUGCAGCAAUGUGUGGUGGCAAUAGGUGGGGAGCUUUCGCUGGCGGAGGCAGAGACUGUGGUAGAGUUGCUUGACUCGGACGGCGAUGGCUUGCUGGAGUUGGAGGACUUCGUGAGGUUGACUGAAGGAGGGGAAGAGGAAGAAAAGGUGAAAGAUUUGAGGGAGGCGUUUAAGAUGUAUGAGAUGGAUGGUUGUGGGUGUAUAACCCCCAAGAGUCUUAAGAGGAUGCUCAGUAGACUGGGUGAAUCCAAGAGUCUUGAUGAGUGUGAGUUCAUGAUUGCUCAAUUUGAUCUCAACGGUGAUGGGGUCAUCAACUUCGAUGAAUUUAGGUCCAUGAUGACUUGAUUCUUCGCCCUUUCACUUGUUUAUGUGGCGUAUUGAUUAUUCUAUUCAUGGAUGCCGUAUCUGGCUUAUUUCAUUCAAUUUCUCACCAUUAAAUGAUCUCACUUUUAAGUUCAAA